AGUUGGAGGAGGCAGAAAGGCAACAACCGCGAGGAAGGAGAAGUCAAGACGUCUGGAAAGAAUUACCCAGUCCUGGCUUCCAGCAGCCCAUUGAACCAGGGACUUGAACCAGCCCCAGCCAAAGACUUUCUCCCGAUUCUGCGCUUCCUGGGUUCUGCUGAGUUUUCACCAGGCCUUUUUUUUUUUUUUUUUUUUUUUUUUCAAUACAAAAAAAGAGACUUUCCGAUAUUAGGGGAGGAGAACUAGAGCAUAAAAUAAAAUAAAGUUAAUUUAUUUUCAAAUCACAGAUAGCAUUUUCUUUUGAGUUAGAAGAUUGAAGUGCAACGGAAAUAUUUUAAAAAAUACCAGUGAUUUUUUUAAAUUGGGGGAGACCUAAACAUUUAAAAGACUCCCCCAUCCUUUUUAAAUGUUGUUUUUAAAUUUUUUAUUUUUUUUGGCCGGUCGUCUCAAAUUCAUCUGAUCUCCUAUUACCUCAGUUUUGGAAACUGCCCGCCACCGACCCUCCGGGACCACACAGACAGGCCAAGGACAACUUUAUGACCAAGAGCUGAACAAGAUGCAUUGUGAGAGGUUUCUAUGUAUCCUGAGGAUAAUUGGAACCACACUUUUUGGAGUUUCUCUCCUCCUCGGAAUCACAGCUGCUUAUAUCGUUGGCUACCAAUUUAUCCAAACAGAUAAUUACUAUUUCUCUUUUGGACUAUAUGGUGCCUUUUUAGCAUCACACCUCAUCAUCCAAAGCCUGUUUGCCUUUUUGGAGCACCGAAAAAUGAAAAAAUCUCUAGAAACCCCCAUUAAGUUGAACAAAACUGUUGCUCUUUGUAUUGCUGCGUAUCAAGAAGAUCCAGACUACUUACGGAAAUGUUUGCAAUCUGUGAAAAGGCUAACCUACCCUGGAAUUAAAGUUGUCAUGGUCAUAGAUGGAAACUCAGAAGAUGACCUUUACAUGAUGGACAUCUUCAGUGAAGUCAUGGGCAGGGACAAAUCAGCCACUUAUAUCUGGAAGAACAACUACCACGUGAAGGGUCCUGGUGAGACGGAUGAGUCACAUAAAGAAAGCUCACAACAUGUCACCCAGUUGGUCUUGUCCAACAAGAGUAUUUGCAUCAUGCAAAAAUGGGGUGGAAAAAGAGAAGUCAUGUACACGGCUUUCAGAGCACUGGGACGAAGUGUGGAUUAUGUACAGGUUUGUGACUCAGACACCAUGCUUGACCCUGCCUCAUCUGUGGAGAUGGUAAAAGUUUUAGAAGAAGAUCCCAUGGUUGGAGGUGUCGGGGGAGAUGUCCAGAUUUUAAACAAGUAUGAUUCCUGGAUCUCCUUUCUCAGCAGUGUGAGAUAUUGGAUGGCUUUUAACAUAGAAAGGGCCUGUCAGUCUUACUUUGGGUGUGUCCAGUGCAUUAGUGGACCUCUGGGAAUGUACAGAAACUCCUUACUGCAUGAAUUUGUGGAAGACUGGUACAAUCAAGAAUUUAUGGGCAACCAAUGUAGUUUUGGAGAUGAUAGGCACCUAACGAACCGAGUGCUGAGUCUGGGCUAUGCAACAAAAUACACAGCUCGAUCCAAGUGCCUUACUGAAACACCUAUAGAAUAUCUCAGAUGGUUAAACCAGCAGACGCGAUGGAGCAAGUCCUACUUCCGAGAGUGGCUGUACAAUGCGAUGUGGUUUCAUAAACAUCACUUGUGGAUGACCUAUGAAGCAGUCAUCACUGGGUUCUUCCCUUUCUUUCUCAUUGCCACAGUAAUCCAGCUGUUCUACAGGGGUAAAAUUUGGAACAUCCUCCUCUUCUUGUUAACUGUCCAGUUAGUGGGUCUCAUAAAAUCAUCUUUUGCCAGCUGCCUUAGAGGAAAUAUCGUCAUGGUCUUCAUGUCUCUCUACUCAGUGUUAUACAUGUCAAGUUUACUUCCCGCCAAGAUGUUUGCAAUUGCAACGAUAAACAAAGCUGGGUGGGGCACAUCUGGAAGGAAAACCAUUGUUGUUAAUUUCAUAGGACUCAUUCCAGUAUCAGUUUGGUUUACAAUCCUCCUGGGUGGUGUGAUUUUCACCAUUUAUAAGGAAUCUAAAAAGCCAUUCUCAGAAUCCAAACAGACAGUUUUAAUAGUUGGAACGUUGCUCUAUGCAUGCUAUUGGGUCAUGCUUUUGACACUGUAUGUGGUUCUCAUCAAUAAAUGUGGCAGGCGGAAGAAGGGACAACAGUAUGACAUGGUGCUUGAUGUAUGAUCUUACGUUGGAUGUUUGCAGUUACAGAUGCAGACACACACAAAACCUUAGUUCCUCUAGGGACUGUAUGGUAUUGUGGCAUCAUAUAAUGCCACCAAAGGAGACAUAUCACUGCUGCUGGGACUUGAACAAAGACAUUUGUAUGGGUUUAUUUUAAUUCUGCCAAAGUAAAAUGAUACAUGAAGAAGAAGAACUCAAAUUUAACCUGAUAUUUCUAUGAAAAUGGGAAGAAUUCUUUGUUUAUGCACUUUUUCCUUACUGUACAUCCGCCUAACAGUGUUUUGCCCUAUAUACCUCACUAGUCAUGCUUCAUGUGGGUUAUCAUGGAAGAAAAGGAUUUUGGAAACUCAAGGAAAAGGUCUUUCAACAUAUACAACCUAACUUAUGGACUGUGUUGAUAGCUAAUUUUUUUUUUUUAGAAAGGUUUUUCUGUUUAACUCUACCAAAUGAAAUGCCAAAGGAAAUUUUACAGGCCAUUGGCUGUGCUGUAUUUUUAUAUAAUUGUACUGUGUUUUAAAAUUUUGUAUGCCAAUUUUAAAACAAAUUUUGCAUAUUUUAUAUUUUACUUCUCUGCCAAAAUACACCUGUUCUUCAUUUUUUUUUUAAUAAAAUAGGUUCUGAAAAAAUUCAUACUUAAAAAAUUUCUACCCAAAAUGUGAAGCUUGGUUGACUGAUGCUGUUCAUGAUAGAAAGAAUAAAAUGUUUCUCUCUCUCUCUCCCUUUAAAAUUGAAUAGUUUAUUUCUGUGAAAAAGUAUUUAAACUCUCAAUAUUUUAACUUUUUUUCAUUUCUUUUAGAAAAGGCCAAUAUACCUGUCACACUUCGGGAGUAGAAAUUCAUACUUGUGUGUACAAAAGAGAAGUCUUUGGAAAUCAAGGCCAAAGGGGUAGAAAAGUGCAAUUUUUUCAUAAAAUUGGGGAAAAAAGGGAAUGCUAGUUCUCAAAAGAAAAUAUUAGGCAUCCAGCAGUGGACAAAAUCUGGGUAUCAAAGACUGUCUUUGGAGAGUCUCACAGUGUUUUCCCAGGCUAAGUAAAAAGGAAAGUGGGAAAAAUUAUCUGUAUGAUUUGGACAAAUACAAUGCAGUUAUCAUUUUGUUCUGUGACCUGUAUUCACUGGAUCCUGUCUAUAUGUUGAACAUACUUUAUCUUCCUUCUUUUUUCCAGCUUGUCAGUUCACUUUACACGUGAGUAAGUGGUUUAUACGGGUGAGUAGGAUAAAUUAUAAUAAGGAUAAAGCAUAUAGAUCCAAAAUUGGCAGAAUCAACCUCCACGUGUCCUCUUUAACUUUCUAGGGAAGAUUUUUUUCUGAAUUAUACAGAUAAUUGCUUCAUCUCUUCUCUUCUUGGCCUACAUAAAUGUGUUUACAUAGUAAACAUGAUAUCAAGGUUUAAUAGCUAUAUCAAGAAUUCGCACAUGAAAAAAUUGAUGGACCAGGUACCCUCAGCCUGGUUAAUUUAGCUACUACAGGGCCUCAGUUAUCUACUUUGACUUUUGACAUGACCCGUCUUGCCUUGUAGCUGGUGCUGUGUAGACCUGUGUUAAAAACACAAUUGAACACAUGAAGAGUUGCAUAAAAAGUAUUGUGAUGAAGCAGAAAUGUGGAGAAAUGUUCAACCAUGUGCUUCCUGCCUUUCUGCUUCCUUUUUAUGCAGACAUCUAUAUUCCAUCCAUCCUGCCUAAGAAAAAACUGCACAUUCUACCUUCAGAGUACAAACAGGUACAUAGUGUUCUACAACUUAGACUCUCACUGAUUGGAGAGCUUGUGGGAAAAAAAACAGACCAUGCCAUUAAAUGAGACUAAAACUUGAGUUUGCCUUUUUAACUAUUUAUGUUCUAAGUUAAGCUUUGAUAACAUUCAAAUGUCAAAUUCUCUCAUUCUUAUAGAAGAUUGAAUUAAUUGCCUGUAUUUAUUUUAGCAAUUAUUCAAUGUAUUUCCAGUAUAGGAUGUAUGGUAUAAUUGAAUUCUUUUUUGUAAAUAAAAUAUUUUUGAUAAGAUUAUUGCCUUUUUUUCUAAGGGAAGGGGGAAUUCAAACAAAGCAAAACAAAAUAUUUUAUUUUGAUUGUGAGGGUAUGGAUUUAAGAAUGGGGUAUAUAGAAAAAUAAACAUAGUUGGUCAAAGAUAAUAGAAGUCGUUUCAUGUUACUAAUCAGAAGGUAGAAACCUCCAAAGUUGGUAUGGUUGAAAAUCUGGAAAAAUGAGAGAGACAGAGAGAAAGAGACAGUCCCAACUAACACAACUCUUGUCUUUCUUUAAUCUUCUCUUUCUUCUCCUUCCCUGAAAACAGCCCAGAUUUAGACAAAAGUUGCUUCACUAUAGUAAUCUGUCAUAGUGGCAAAAAAACAAGGAUUUUUCAGAGAAGUCAUAGGUAAGUUUGUUAUAGCAUCAUUUAUGAAUAAUAACAAAAUCUUAAAAUGAGAUUUAAUAAUGAGGGCAAUAAUUAAAUGAAUUACGGCAUUUCCAAACAAUGGAAUAUCAUUACCCAUUAAACAUAAUGUUCUCAGAAAAUAUGAGGAUGUUGGAGAAAUGUUACAUUAAAAAUAAAUAACCAUUUUGUAUAGUAACAUCCCAAUUUGUAAAAACAAAAAUGUUUAAACGUGGUUAUCUCUACUCUUGGGAGUAUGACCGAUUUAUAAUCUGUAUACAUGUUUGUAUUUUUCAAGUACCGUAAUCAUGUAUUGCUUUUAUAAUCAGAAAAGGACAAUAAAUAUUGCUUUCUU
Molecule: messenger RNA, 4930 nt
Organism: Hippopotamus amphibius kiboko
Lineage: Eukaryota; Metazoa; Chordata; Mammalia; Artiodactyla; Hippopotamidae
Gene: HAS2
Product: hyaluronan synthase 2
Exons: 4
Coding region: 557-2215 (552 amino acids)
Biological process (GO): extracellular matrix assembly; hyaluronan biosynthetic process
Molecular function (GO): hyaluronan synthase activity
Source: RefSeq, a predicted model, not a curated record